Funneliformis geosporum is the source of this 1443-nucleotide messenger RNA. The record is from the annotation of a GenBank genome assembly. Lineage: Eukaryota; Fungi; Glomeromycota; Glomeromycetes; Glomerales; Glomeraceae.
AUGAGUGCUCAAGUUUCGUCCGCCACCUCAUAUAAUCAUCUUCACGGCUUCCAUUAUUCUACUACCGAUUUCCAACAUUUUAAGAAACGUCCAUUUGAUCAAAAUGCUUUUAACCAAGAAACUCCAGAGUUAAUACACAACAUGUAUAAGAAAAUAAAGACAACCACACCUUCUUUACCAAAGCAACCCCAAACACAUGUUUCCCCUCCAUUUGGUACUUCUAGAAAUAUCGAUAUUAGAGAUAUCGAAAAAGAUAUUGAAACAAGUUUACCUUUAGGUAUUCCCCGGAUUAUCGAUUUAGCCACGGGAGAGACUUUAGAAUCUAUCCCAUCCCUGGAACAAUUAAAGAGCAGAAAAUUGAAACGUCCUAUAGAAUUAGUUGAGAAUCAAGAUAAAUUAUCUAGUACUCUUGAGCCCGUGGAAGAAAUCAAGAAUAGUUCACUUCAUUUACAUAAAAGAGUUCGAACUUCCAAAGAACAUAUGUGCAACUUUAUUGAAGAGGACGACGAAAUGAUGAACUCUAGAAUUUAUGGACCUGGUGUCGAUAUUAUAAAAGAACAUAAAGCUGAUUCUAAUACAUUUUCAUCUAAUAAAGAAAAAUCUGUUAAUUCUACAGAAAAUCAAUCCCUGUCACUAUAUGUUCAAAGAAAACCAACUUCAAAUAUAAAAUUUACACUUCCUUAUCAAAAAGCAAUGACUAGAUAUAUGCGUUCACAAUUCCAGCAUUUGAACAACGAAGAGUAUGAAAAUGAGGGCAAGCAAUUAAUUUUAUAUCGUCCCAAAAACGAGGAUUAUUUUAAGAGUCUUAACGCUCUUAACAACUUUUUGAAAGAUAAAUCUUAUAUUGAAGGUUUCGAACCAUCCCAAGCUGAUGUUGCCAUAUUCGAAGCCUUGAAUCAUAAAGUUCCAGACUCUACUAAGUUUCCUCACGCAACUCGAUGGUAUAAUCAAAUUACCUCUUAUUCUGAUUCAUUUCUUUCGCUCCCUGGUACAAAAAAAGAUGCAUCAUCAUAUGGACCUGAUGUUGUUGAAGCUCCAGCAGAAGAAAAGAAAGGUGACGAUAGUGAUAUUGACUUAUUUGGUUCUGAUAAUGAAGAAGAUGAAGAAGUUGAACGACAAAAGGCACAAAGACUUGCAGAAUAUCAACGUAAAAAGGCUGCUAAACCAAAAGUUAUUGCUAAAAGUAUGGUUGUUCUAGAUGUUAAACCUUGGGACGAUACUACGGAUUUAGCUGAAAUGGAAAAGGCCGUAAGGAGAAUUGAGUUGGAUGGUCUCACGUGGGGCGCUUCUAAAUUGGUCCCUGUUGGUUAUGGUAUCAAAAAAUUGCAAAUUACGUGUGUCGUAAUAGAUGAUAAAGUUGGUGUUGACGAUUUGGAAGAAAGAAUCACUGCAUUUGAAGAUUUUGUUCAAAGUGUUGAUGUAGCUUCUUUCAACAAAUUGUAA